Dermatophagoides farinae (American house dust mite) is the source of this 2362-nucleotide messenger RNA. RefSeq lists its product as uncharacterized. The record is from RefSeq and is a predicted model, not a curated record. NCBI's taxonomy places the organism in Eukaryota, Metazoa, Arthropoda, Arachnida, Sarcoptiformes, Pyroglyphidae.
AUUAUGGUUACAUUUUGGAUCUCUUUCUUUACCAUGUCUGCCAUUAUUUGCAACCAUAAUUAAUGACUUCUAUCUAUUGAGGUGGUUUUUUUUCAUCUCAUCUCUCUGCGUUUCAAUCAACCGCUGUCAAAACAAAGAAAAAUUUUUUGAAUCAAACUGACCCGACCGAAAUCACCGAAUGCACACCAUAAUAAUAUAUAUACGAUUUUCAUUGCAUAUCAGCAACAGCAACCAAAAGUGAAUAUGGUUUUUGUUGUCAAUUUAUUGAUAUUGUUGAGCUAAAAAAAGAUUGAAAUUACCGGCGACGUACAUCAGAUCAUCUAGUCAUAUACAAAUGAUGAUAUUAUUUGUUAUUCUUUUACUGUGUUGUUGUUGUUGUUGUUGUUAUUGUCACUGUUCAUCGAUCUCAUCUAUACUUUGUUGAUAAAUUUUUUUCAUCACCUUUGUUAAGAUUAACUUAAAAAUUGAUUGAUUGGAUGAAGAAAAUUUUUUUGUAAAUGAAUCUCCAUUCAUUAGUAACUUUGGAGGCUAUUUUUAUUAUAAUGCUCAUUGUUAUCACUUGGCGACAAGAUUCUAUCGAAUUGUUCAAGUGUUCAAGAGAUCGUUCAAAAAUUGUACGAGAUGUUAUCUAUAAGAAAUUCAUUCCAAUAUUCAUACGACAUAAAACAAAUUUAUCUCAUGAAUGUCCAUUCCAUCCGGAUAGAGAAUUUCUUUGGUGGCCAAUGUCUUACCACUAUGAUGACAAUGUUGAUGAUGAUGAUGAUGAUGAUGAUGAUGGCGUACAUGAUCAUCAUUCAUAUUGGACUUGUCCAAUUUGUGGUGUAGAUUUUCAUUGUUCAGAGCGAUUAAUUUUUCAUUGGGAUACUGAACAUCGCUAUUCUCGGCCAUAUAGAGAAGAUUUCGUAUGUCUAGCCGAUUAUUGUGACAUAUUUCGAUGUGAUAUCAUUAUAAAGAAAAUGUUACAAAGAAGAAAACGAUUUCUUAAUUAUUUAUCAUUUGGCAAAAGCUCAGACAUUCGAAUUGGCCAAUGUGAUUCGGCCAAUAUGGUUAUACUACAAGAGAUGUGCCUCAAUGUAAUCCAACAAUGUAUGAUUAGUAUCGAUACGAAUAUCACAACAAGCCAAACACUAAAAUCGUUACGUAAAGAGCUAAGCGAUUCGCUUUGUUCCUACCUCACCUGUGAACAUUAUCAUGAUGAUCUUUUUACUGAUGAUGGCACAAUAUCUCAUAAAGUGCCGAUAAUUUUAUUUACAAUUGUUGGAUUCAUAAUGUUCUGUGGAUUCAUUCUAGUCUACUAUUUUAUCUGGAAUGUUUUCAAUCAAAGUUUAAUCAACGAUAACGAUAAUGGAUCGAAAAAAAUUCCGGAUAAUAAUUCUGAACGACAAAAUUACGAUAAUAAUUCGAGCUUUGUGGUAAAGGCAAAGAAUGAAAAUUGCAAAAAAUCUUCAAACAGACAAACAAACGUUAACAAUUGUAAUCAUCUUCAUAACAAGAAACAAUCAAAGUCAUCCUCAUCUGAUAAAUUUUUCCAAAAUAUUUUUGAAUUUAAUCAAGAAAAAUACGAUAAUGAUUCAUUUGAAUUCAAUGAUUUAGAACAGAAUCAAGUAUCGAAAUUUAAGGCAAAACUUCAUGCAAUCAACAGCAUAAUCGAAGAGGAAGAAGAAGAAAGCGAAUUUGACAUAAGUGUACAUUCAUAUCCAAAUAUUAAUCGUAAAAAUUUACGUCGUAAUCAACGAAAAACAAAGCUGCCAAUGAAAGAAAAUGAUUCAAAACAAUCAUCACAAGAGAUUUGUUUCAAAGAGUUGCCCAUGAAAUUUCAUCCGAAAUAUGUUCAACCAAUCAAACAUUCAUAUUCGGAUCAAUAUCCUUGUUACAGUGAUCCUAUGUCCUAUUCAUUCGCCAUGUUAUCCAAUAAAUCGCGAUCAUUCUCGCAUUCACAUUUGCGAAAUGUUCAUAAUCAAAACAUUUCAUCAAGAAUGUUUAGCAAAAAUCCUAGACGACAAUAUUCACUGGAUGAAGUGGAAUGGGAACCACCAAUAUCGUCUAGAAAUAGUCAAGAAUCACAUUCCAAUCCUGCAUUGCAACAAUUAACGCAAUCGAAUGCUCAGACAAUUUAUUCAAACAAACCAAAUCCGAUAUCACCAUCAUCAUUACCAUUAACAUCGCGAUGUAAAUUAUCGGAAUGGAAUGGUCCUCCUCGUCAUCGACCAAUAUCAAAAUCAGCAAUGUCAUAUCAUAUGAUGCAUCCAUCUAAACGACGAGAAUUGUAUGCCGCUUCCAAAACAAAUAGCGAUGCAAGUAUUGGUUCAGGUAGUAGCCGAUGUAGCAAUCCGACUUCUUUCAAAAAUUAAUUAAUGAGUCU